Toxorhynchites rutilus septentrionalis is the source of this 1587-nucleotide messenger RNA. RefSeq names its product glutaryl-CoA dehydrogenase, mitochondrial. Gene Ontology annotation, biological process: fatty acid beta-oxidation using acyl-CoA dehydrogenase; fatty-acyl-CoA biosynthetic process. The coding region runs from base 189 to 1463 and encodes 424 amino acids. Gene Ontology annotation, molecular function: glutaryl-CoA dehydrogenase activity; fatty-acyl-CoA binding; flavin adenine dinucleotide binding. Gene Ontology annotation, cellular component: mitochondrial inner membrane. The record is from RefSeq and is a predicted model, not a curated record. The transcript has 6 exons. Lineage: Eukaryota; Metazoa; Arthropoda; Insecta; Diptera; Culicidae.
CAAAAAAAAACAAAUAAGCAUGUUUGCGUAUGCCUAUCAGUGACGACUGCUCACGGCACUAUUAUCAGUGGAAAACAACUUAUUUGUCACGCUGUGCGUAUGAAUGAUCACAGACUGAACAGUGCGAAAUUGAAAGCUUGACGAUCUAGUUGAACUCCUCUCAUAAUAAACAUAAGAUCUAGCAGAAAAUGGCCCUUCGAGUAUUCGUCAACAAUCUCAAAUGUUUCAGAGAUGUGAGAGGGAUAUCAAAUCCAACAAGCGCUUUUUCUACGUCAGCCAAUCAACUGGGGUUCAAUUGGGAAGAUCCACUGAAUCUGGAAUCCCAGCUAAAGGAAGAUGAGAUUGCCAUUAGGGACUCGUUUCGGUCAUACUGUGAAGACAAGCUUAAAUCACGUGUGAUAGCUGCCAACAGAGAUGAAGUGUUCCACAAGGAAAUCAUGAAUGAGUUGGGAUCAUUCGGUGUGCUCGGUUGCACCAUCAAAGGGUACGAGUGUGCUGGUGUCAACAACGUAACCUACGGGCUACUCACUCGUGAGGUAGAGAGAAUCGAUUCCGGGUAUCGUUCGGCCUUCAGUGUGCAAAGUUCUCUUUGCAUGGGCGCCAUCUACGAGUACGGAAGUGAAGCCCAGAAGCAGAAAUAUUUGCCGCGGAUGGCCAAGGGUGAGCUGAUUGGAUGUUUCGGUCUGACAGAACCAAACCACGGCAGCGAUCCCUCCGCAAUGGAAACGCGCGCAGUGCAUGACCCAAAAACCAAAACCUACAUAUUGUCGGGCAGUAAAACGUGGAUCACCAACUCGCCGAUAGCGGACGUGUGUAUCGUUUGGGGAAAGACCGAGGACGGUAAGGUUCGAGGAUUUAUUGUAGAUCGCGCGGAAAGUUCACAAGGUUUGUCCACACCAAAAAUUGAGGGCAAAUUUUCACUCAGAGCUUCCGCCACGGGAAUGAUUCUAAUGGAUGAAGUACGCAUCCCGGAGGACAAUAUUCUGGCCAAUGUGUCCGGUAUGCGGGGGCCUUUCGGUUGCCUGAACAAUGCACGCUACGGCAUUGCCUGGGGAGCUCUGGGAGCGGCGGAGACCUGCUUGAAGGUCGCGAGAACGUAUACACUAGACAGGAAACAAUUCAAGAAACCACUCGCUGCCAAUCAGCUGAUGCAGAAGAAGAUGGCUGAUAUGCUGACGGAGAUUAAUUUAGGGCUGGCUGCCUGUCUGCAUCUAGGAAGGCUCAAGGACCAGAAAAUGCAUACACCGGAAAUGAUUUCCAUGUUGAAGCGUAACAAUGCAGGAAAAGCCCUGGAGAUUGCGCGGGUCGCUAGGGAUAUGCUGGGAGGUAAUGGAAUAUCCGACGAGUACCAUAUUAUCAGACACGUGAUGAAUCUGGAAGCAGUGAACACAUACGAAGGAACGCAUGACAUACAUGCGUUGAUUUUAGGACGAGCUAUUACCGGAAUUCAGGCAUUUGCGUGAGGUUUGUGAGGUUGAAUGUGUCCCUUGUAUUCAACUGAGUAUAUAGAAACGUCGUACAUCUUCAAAUAACAAAAUAUAUAUAUAGAGCGUCCAAAGUCUUCCAAAUAAAUAUUUUGUAUACAGA